Molecule: messenger RNA, 1550 nt
Organism: Boeremia exigua
Lineage: Eukaryota; Fungi; Ascomycota; Dothideomycetes; Pleosporales; Didymellaceae
Exons: 1
Coding region: 323-1261 (312 amino acids)
Source: RefSeq, a predicted model, not a curated record
GAGUGGGCUGGCGGCGACGAGAAGACAAGAUGGGGAUCUGCGAAGGAGCCUGCUUCAUGAGCGGUCGUGCUACACUACCAACUGGUUGGAUAGUUUGGUCUACGGCGACAGAGACCGUUUCAGCUGGCUUGAGCUGAGUUGGAGACACUCGAUACCCCAAAGAAGCGCAUUCUGAAGAAGCCGAUACUGCCACUAUUCUACCUUUACAUCCUUGCUGAUAUCCAUAUACAUUACAGAACCGGUAUACACAUGGGAGUUGAGGUGAUGCGUCAUCAACUCGACGUGUAUCGCGGUCUGUGUCAUACCACUCCGCAAGAUUAACAUGUUACAGGACGGUCAACAAUCUCACGCGCAAUUUGUCUCGAGUUCUCCACCUCUAAUUACUGUAUUGCUCCUGUAUUACCUGUUUCCUACACCCAGGGUAUCAAUUUCUCCAAACGCCAAAACUUCAGACGCCAGAACUUCCGAGAACGACAACGACAAUUCCACGCAGCCAGAGCUAUCCAUUCAGAAAUCGCCUUCUCCACUAGCGAGCACGCAAGACCUUACUCCAAAGAGAUUACCCCAAACGAACAAGCAGCCCCUCACGGCCUACGCCACCCACCCAAAGGCCUCCCCUCAUCCCUCGUCCGCCUCACCCUCCACCACGCCACCCUCUCGCCUCCGCUCUCAAUCUCCUCCUCACCAAAAUCCCAAUCCAAAGCCCUCUCCCUCUCCCGCCGUCUGCGCUCUCUCGCCUCAACCUCCGCCUCAAAAUCAAAUCCAGCCCCGAAAUCCGAAUCAAAGUGGACAUCCACGCCAACAUCCUCGCUCACACACCGCGCCCCGCGCCAUACAACCCGCACGCCCAGCUCAUCCGCAGACCCCGCACGGAUCCGGCGCCGCACCGUCGUCGUCGGCGGAGAAGGAGACGCGCGCCGCACCACGCGCCGCGCCGCCCCCAGCGCCGCAACCCGGCCCCGGAACUCGCGCUCCUCGUCUGCGUCCUCGUCUGCUCGCUCGUCGGCGAAGCUCACGCGCCGCCGCCGCUGCACCUGUCGCUCGCGCUCGCGCGACCGGUCCGUGUCCUCGGCGCACGAGUCGAUGCGGGUGUCGCGGGUGUGCACCGGCGACCAGAUGCCCCAGCGCUCGAGGCGGGAGGGGGUGGGGCGCGGGGCGGGCGUGUGGGUGUUGGUGCGGCGGUGGGGGUGCGGGUAGGGGUAGUCGUCGUCUGAGGAGGAGGAGGAUGAGGAGCGCGAGAGGAUUAGGCGCGGGCGUUUGAAGGAUGGGCGGCGCGGGGGCGGGGGUGGAGAAGGUGUGCGGAUGCGGAUGCGGUCGCGGCCGCGUGAGCGGGAGCGGGUCCGGGUGUGGGUGUGAUGGUAUGUGAAGGCGUCCAUUGUGGUUGGUUGUGUGCUUUGUGUAUGCUAGUAGGGUUGCUCGAUGGUGACUUAUAUAGUGGAGAGAGAGAGAAUGGGAGAGGGAGGGUGGUGUUUAUACUUUACGCUAAAGCAGCCAGCAAACACGACUUUCUAUCCUCACCGACCCGUAUGCCUCCACUGUCUCACCUGCCU